AUGCAGUAUCAAAACUAUGACAAACAGACAACUGAUUUUGAUUCAGAGAAUGAUAAUGAAAUAAGUGAAAAUUAUGUUGAAACUUCAGAAAAUAAAAUAACAUGCCUGCAAAUUCUUAACAUUUUAUCUAGCUAUGACCUUCAACACGCUUUUCCAAACUUAUUUAAGACAUACAAAGCACUUGGGACAAUACCUGUAUCUUCUUCAUCUGCAGAAAGAAGCUUUUCAAAGGUAAAGCUUAUUAAAACAAGACUUGGCUCAACCACAAGUCAGUGUCGGAUGGAAAGCUUAUUUAUGUUAAGUAUGGAAAGAGAUAUACCAAUAAACAAACAAGAAGUAAUUGAUAAGUUUGCUGAAACAUCAUCUUUGUUGAAAAAAAAUUUGAUGUUUAAAUAG
Molecule: messenger RNA, 396 nt
Organism: Macrosiphum euphorbiae (potato aphid)
Lineage: Eukaryota; Metazoa; Arthropoda; Insecta; Hemiptera; Aphididae
Source: the annotation of a GenBank genome assembly